Messenger RNA from Alligator mississippiensis (American alligator), 779 nucleotides. RefSeq names its product ATP synthase peripheral stalk subunit OSCP (gene ATP5PO). Gene Ontology annotation, biological process: proton motive force-driven mitochondrial ATP synthesis. Bases 68 to 703 code for a protein of 211 amino acids. The transcript is spliced from 7 exons. Gene Ontology annotation, molecular function: proton-transporting ATP synthase activity, rotational mechanism. The record is from RefSeq and is a predicted model, not a curated record. Lineage: Eukaryota; Metazoa; Chordata; Crocodylia; Alligatoridae.
CAACUGCGCAUGCGUCCCGGGCACCGGCCACAGGAGGCUUCGCUGUGACCUCCGGCAGCAGCAGAAGAUGGCGGCUGCCGCCAGGCUCUCUCACAAGGUCCGCUUCUUCAGCACCGGCCUCGUCCGCCCCGCCACCCAUCUCGUCAAGCCUCCAAUCCAGGUGUAUGGAAUAGAAGGUCGCUAUGCUACUGCUCUCUACUCUGCUGCUUCUAAGCAGAAGAAACUGGAGCAGAUGGAAAAGGAACUGAGUCGAGUAUUGACUCUUAUGAGGGAUCCCAAAUUGGCCAGUGUUGUCCUGAAUCCUCACAUAAAGGCUGCAAUUAAGAAAAAAACUGUAAAUGAUAUCGUAGUAAAAGAAAGAUUGUCCCCCAUCACUGUCAACUUGGUCAAUUUGCUUGCUGAAAAUGGUCGCUUGCAUCAAACUCCUGAUGUGAUUUCUGCUUUUGGAAAGAUCAUGAGUGCAUACCGUGGAGAAGUGCUCUGCUCGGUCACCACAGCUCAGCCCUUGGAUGAAGCCAGUCUUGCUGAGCUGAAAACUACUUUGAACAGCUUUCUGGCUAAAGGAGAAAUCCUAAAACUGGAGACCAAGACUGAUGCAUCAAUCCUGGGUGGAAUGAUUGUCAGCAUUGGAGAGAGAUAUGUUGACAUGUCCACAAAAACCAAGAUUCAGAAACUGACCAGAAUCAUGAAAGAAGCUGUUUAACACAUUAUCCUACUGUUUUUUUCACAGUGAGACCUAUCAAUACAAUCUGGAAACAAUAAAAAUAUUUGUCCUUGAA